UACAGCUUCGGCGCGUGCCCGAGUCUCGGGGCAGAGUCUGAUAUAAUAAAGUUUCUCCAGCGCUUUACCGCGAGUCUGAUUCCAGAGGAACGCUUUUCUUCCCGGACAGACCCAUGCCGGUGGAGGUGGUGCACCGCGCGCGGGGUAAAGCCCCUCCAGGUCCAGGUGAGAGGUGUGAAUCAGGCCGCGGGCUGGAGCUGCAGAGCUACACCGGGCCGGGGGGCGCGGAGCUGGGGGACUGGAUCAAACAGAGGAGGGCGCUGCGCUGGAGCCUGGAUCACCUGGGCGACCUGGACGGGUGGCUGCACAGAAAGCCCACCCUCACCGACCUGGAAUACCUGGUCCUGGACCGCCAGAAGACAUCCAGAGUCACACAAGCUCCAGCUCAGCUGCUCCCUGACAGGACCAGGAGAGGUAUGCAAAGUGAAGAGGCCAGCCAGCAAACAGACAAUAUGAUUAGUGAGACACACCUACACCCAUCCACUCUGACAGGUCCUACAGGCAGGGCGGUGGAGAACUUCAGAAAACAGAGUCUAGGAGAAUAUCUUCAGUCUUUGGAGCAGUGCCAACAGCACAAUCUGCCAAUUAGCCAACCCACACUAAAGAGAGGUUAUCUGCAUCCUGGAGACAUAAACAUGUACAGCAUGUUAAAACAGAUGGGUUCAAGCUCUCUUCUGGGAUGUAGGGGGCAUGCUAGAGGAUGCCACAACGCUCAACAAGAUGGGAAAAAAGAAGGGAUUGAUGAGAAGAAAUCAACUUCACCAAAAGUUCACAAAAUGAUGAGCAGGAGACAACCUUUAAGCCGGUGGGCAGACCCCAAUGCAUUCUGGCCAAGCCACGAUAGCCAUGUGCGGUUAUGUCUUCCUGUGAAGUCUAACCGCCCUGAGAAUGUCCUGUUUCAACUUAUUGAACACACCCCCCCUUCAUGCCCUGGACACUGGCCAGUCAAUCAAGCAGGAUACUUUACCUCUGGAGAUAUCACCAAAAACAAGUCCUACAUUUUGUAGAGUCUUUACUACUCUACUACUUACCAGAAUCAUUGUUUCAGUUAAUGUCAAAACCCACCCAACUAUAAUAUUUAGAGUGUACUAAAAACCUAAAUGAUCUGGACUGGCCGUAUUUUGUUAGUUUUGGGCCCAAAUCUAUUAGGUAGUUCUCCAGGAGCACAACUGACCAGAUUAUCACUAGUUUAUACCUAUUAUUAUAGAAUUUGAUUAAAAUGCUAUUCAGAAGAAGGAUAAAAGUCACCAGGAACAACAAAUUAUUAAAAUGUUUGCUAAUGCAACUUGCCCUUGCUUAUUUGGAGUUGUAGAGGUUCCACUGGAUAACCACUAGAUGGUGGUGUUACAGUGCACAAUACACAAAGAACAAUCCUAAACUACUGUAUCAUGGACAGAAUUUAACAGGUACAACAGCUGAAUUUUGAUACAGAUGAAACCGAACACUGUUUUUUAUACAGAUGUGUUCUUACAAAAAUAAAGCACAAGGUCUUAUAAAACCUUAUGAUUCCUUAUAAUCAUGUACUGUUCGUUUUGCAUGCCUAUGUGAACUUUGCUGGACAUGGUGCUCAAUGAUUUGCAUUUGUAAGCACAACACUGUGUGUGUGUGUUGGUGGGUGGGUUUACUGUAUUUAUAUAAUCUGAGGUUAGACCUGGGCUCAAAUGUGAAUGUAAUAUAGAGAAAGAGCGGUUAUUAUAGGAGUGCAGUAAGAUGUCACGGAUUUUUAGCUCACUUUUGUCUACUCGAGAGAAUGGUCUCCUCUUCAAUAUGCUGGGCCAGGACUGCAGUGUGUCUGCUUGUUCAGUGGUGCAGCUGUUUAUGGCGACUGCGGCUUGUAAAGGUCAAAAGUCAGAAUGGAAAUAUCACAGUUGUGGAGUUGUGUGUUUGGUGCAGGACAGAAAAUUACAUUCAUCCUUUAUACGAGUCUUCUGUGUCAAGAAAGCGAAGCUGCUUUGGGAGCAAGAGCUCUACACUCCGUUCCAGUAUUCAGCACCUUGCCCCUUUUUCCACACUUUCCCUGGAGAUGAAUGCCAGACUGGACUGAACUUUACUGAUGAAGAGGAAGCUGGCCUUUUCUACAGUGCUGUACAAAACUGCAUCAAGAAUACUAAAGCACACCCUGUGUUCAUGCGCACUCACAGUCUGGAUUCUACCUCUGGCUGGCUGCUAAGAGACAAGCUCAACACAUGUGCGGCUGAAUCUGGACAAGGCAGUCGCUCCUCAUCCCCCAAAACUCCGACCAGUCCUGAUUUUAAGGCAAGCACUCCAACAAAGACACCAGAAUCCAAAUCAUUUUCUGUGUCAACUAACCAGUUGUCCAAUUAUUCGAAGACUCUCCCCAAUCUUAAAUCUGCAUCUGGUUCUCUGGCCCAGAGAAAGGGACCCCUGCCCCCAAUCCCUUCUAAUGCAACCUCAGCCUCAACAAGCAACCUGGACAAGCUUAAUCUGAGUAGCUUUUCCAUUCCACUCCCCCCAUCUUAUCCAGCCCCCAAAAUAAAUCAAACAGGAGUAAAGAAAAGUGCCAGCUUUGCUCCAGGAGGAAGUUAUUCCCCAUCUGCCCUGAAGCACCACAAAAGCUUGCAUUUUACAGAUGACAUGCAAGCAGACACUCACUUCGAGGAUGAUGAGUAAACACACCUGAAAUCCUGUAAAUACAACACAGCUAUUGCAGUUUAAUACCUGUUAACAUGCUCUAUAUAUACUGUAUGUACUAUCCUCUCCUUCUCAUCAUUUCAUUCAUGAUCUCUGAUGUCACUCCAGCUAUAUUCUGAUUCAGUGUUUAGACCGUUAAGAAAGACUGCACAUUUAAUUAAACCCUGUAUCUAUGUGUGUGAA
This is a messenger RNA of Astyanax mexicanus (Mexican tetra), 2835 nucleotides long. Its product is annotated as EF-hand calcium-binding domain-containing protein 12. The record is from RefSeq and is a predicted model, not a curated record. NCBI's taxonomy places the organism in Eukaryota, Metazoa, Chordata, Actinopteri, Characiformes, Acestrorhamphidae. The transcript is spliced from 11 exons. Bases 1711 to 2631 code for a protein of 306 amino acids.